Hypomesus transpacificus is the source of this 1643-nucleotide messenger RNA. It is a transcript of the gene hibadhb, whose product is annotated as 3-hydroxyisobutyrate dehydrogenase b. Gene Ontology annotation, cellular component: mitochondrion. The transcript has 8 exons. Gene Ontology annotation, molecular function: 3-hydroxyisobutyrate dehydrogenase activity; NAD binding; NADP binding. Bases 39 to 1028 code for a protein of 329 amino acids. Gene Ontology annotation, biological process: L-valine catabolic process. NCBI's taxonomy places the organism in Eukaryota, Metazoa, Chordata, Actinopteri, Osmeriformes, Osmeridae. The record is from RefSeq and is a predicted model, not a curated record.
UGCCGUCACGGCAAAUCGGAGGUCAAGAGAAAAGAAGCAUGGCCGCUGUGUUAAGGGGGUCUCGAAACCUAUUGGGAAGGUGCUAUAAGCAUGUUGACUUUGCUUUCGUCUCUACCAGGUCUAUGGCCUCAAAGACCCAUGUGGGGUUCAUUGGCCUUGGGAACAUGGGGAAUCCAAUGGCAAAAAAUCUGCUGAAGCAUGGAUACCCGGUAUUGGCAACGGAUGUGUUUCCAGAAUCCUGUAAAGAACUGCAAGAGUUGGGUGCCGAGAUUCUUGAUAAUCCUGCUGAGGUGGCAGAGAAGGCCGACCGCAUAGUCACCAUGCUGCCCUCCAGCCCCAACGUCAUUGAUGUUUAUACUGGUCCCAAUGGCAUCCUCAAAAAGGUGAAGAAAGGCUCACUGCUGAUUGACUCCAGCACCAUUGACCCCAUGGUUUCCAAAGAGAUGGCAGUGGCUGCUGAAAAAAUGGGGGCUGUGUUUAUGGAUGCACCUGUGUCAGGAGGUGUGGGGGCUGCUAGCUCAGGGAAGCUAACAUUUAUGGUGGGUGGAGCCGAGGAGGAGUUCACUGCAGCUAAAGAGCUGCUCAGCUGCAUGGGAGCCAACGUGGUUUACUGUGGCCAGGUCGGGACUGGACAGGCAGCAAAAAUCUGCAACAAUAUGCUUCUAGCCAUUGGAAUGAUUGGAACAUCUGAGACAAUGAACCUUGGAAUGAGACUAGGCCUUGAUCCCAAGCUGCUGGCCAAGAUUCUGAACAUGAGCUCUGGAAGGUGCUGGUCGAGUGAUACAUACAACCCUGUGCCUGGGGUCAUGGAGGGAGUGCCAUCUGGGAACAACUACCAGGGAGGCUUCGGGACCCAGCUGAUGGCUAAGGAUCUGGGACUGGCGCAACAUACAGCCACAAACACCAAGACCCCUGUGCCUCUGGGCUCCCUGGCCCACCAGAUCUAUCGCAUGAUGUGUGCACGUGGCUACGCCGGCAAAGACUUCUCUUCUGUGUUCCAGUUCCUUCGUGACGAGGAGGGCCAAUAGGGGGCGCCACUCCUCGUACUGUCCACAGCCUUAGCAGGCUUUGUCCUGAUCCACACAAGGCCGCAGUCCCCCACCCCCAUUUCACAAAGACUUCAAAAGGCAUAUUAAUUUCAACAAAGCUAGCGGGGAGCUUGAAUCAAAAGUAAAAGAUCAUGUUAGCACUGUCUCCUGCUGGGAGUCAUGUUAUCUGUGUGAUCCUGCCUUCGUUAGAAAAGCAGCACUCCUUUUUCUUUUUGUAUUUUAAUUUUUUUUAGAAGUCACAGUGUCUUUCGAGAUGUGUGGAGAAUCUCAGAAGACACUGUUUCGUAGGCUGACUAACUGAGACCAUCCCUGCCCACGGUGCUGCCCAAGGAACUCCUCAGAGUGGGAAGCCGACUUGGCCAUCGCAGAAACGAUUACACACCUAGAACUGACCCAUCCACCCUGGCAAUGGGAGUCUUUUUAGUCACGUAGUGUGAUCUGUUCUGUUUGAUUGUGAUUUCUGUUUGUAGAAAUAUUUCUCUUCCUGUCUUUUGUGGGAUACACUCUCCCGCCAUAUUGGGAUGGAUCGUUUGCCGUGUUAUGUCAUAUCCCUAAUUCACGCUUAUAUCUUUGAUAAUAAAGGUGAAGGAGAUA